Molecule: messenger RNA, 862 nt
Organism: Lotus japonicus
Lineage: Eukaryota; Viridiplantae; Streptophyta; Magnoliopsida; Fabales; Fabaceae
Product: putative glycine-rich cell wall structural protein 1
Exons: 1
Coding region: 124-585 (153 amino acids)
Source: RefSeq, a predicted model, not a curated record
AAACCCUUUCAUGUAGUAGUAAACCAAACCCAUUUCAGAGUUCGUUAUCUUCUAUAACAUUCUAUAUAGCUUCUUUACAUUUAACUUUGCUUUGACUUGCUACUUUAAGCUACAUUACACAGCAUGGCUGCACCCCGGUCAUGUUAUUGUUACCUACUUGCUCUGCUUCUUCUUAUGUCAGCUUUUGUAUCAGAAAGCAGAGUUGCAAGGAAAGACUUGGGUUUGGACCUUGGUGGAUUGGGGAUUGGAGUUGGAGCAGGAUUAGGCUUGGGUUUAGGGGGUGGAAGUGGCUCAGGAGCUGGUGCUGGAGCAGGGUCCGGUUCGGGUUCUAGCUCUAGCUCUUCCUCAAGUUCAUCAUCUUCGUCUUCAAGUUCUGGGUCUGGGUCUGAUGCAGGCUCGGAAGCAGGUUCAUAUGCAGGCUCUCGGGCUGGAUCAGGCAGUAGAGGAAGAGGAGGUGGCCGUGGCGGCGGUGGAGGUGGAGGAGGUGGCGGUGGAGGAGGUGGAGGUCGCGGCUCUGGCUCUGGCUCUGGUUAUGGUGAAGGCUAUGGUCAUGGUGGGGGUUAUGGUGAAGGUGGAGGUGAUUAGGAAAUGCAUGCAAUGCAGGACUAUAUAAUAUGGUUGACUCAAAUAAAAGAAAAUGUUGGGAAUGUUUUAUGUAAUAAAUUAAUAAGUAGUGUAUCGUCUGUACCAAAUCAAUAAGCAUGUUACAUGUAAUAACAAAGCAAUAAGCAUGUAAGAUGGUUGAUUCCAUCAUGUAUGUUUCAGUCAAGAAAAAUUAGAUGUAUUUCUGUUGUUUUUUGUUACAAGAUGUAUUUCUGUUUGAAUCACUUUACUAUUUUAAUAAAGUUUUAUGAUUAUGAAA